CUUAAAUAUGUGAAGCUGGCCGUGGUCUGUGAGGCAGGGCCUGUGUUAAGACAGAGAGUCGUCCAUUGACGUUAUACCCCAUCCAACUUACACUUGAAACCUUUGAGCCAGAAUGUCGUGCCCCCUAUUCUUCGUAGUCGCCCGUGUCGUCGGUUCAGAUGGCUCUCUGGAAAAGUGGAAACAAAGACUCAUCGCCCUCUGCGCCGUCUCGGCGACCGAACCCCUAGGAAACAGCUACUACUGGGGCCACGACCUCUCCAACGCCGAACCAGACACCCUCUGGGGCCUCGAAGGCUACACCCACCCGGCGGGCUUCUUCCUCGGCCCCACACCUCCACCGACCCCGGACUACGAUCUGCAUCACUGUGAUCUCGCGGGCGGCUGGUUGAAGCGGGAUGAUGACCCUGGGAAGGAUUCUCAGGGGAAGGAAUACCAGGCAUUGCUCGCGGCUUUGCAGCCGCUGACUGCCAGGACGGAGACGCACCUGUCGCAGAUCUUCAAUGGACACAUUGAUCAACGGCCGAAAGAGACUGGUGUAUAG
Messenger RNA from Colletotrichum phormii, 541 nucleotides. RefSeq lists its product as uncharacterized. The record is from RefSeq and is a predicted model, not a curated record. Bases 113 to 541 code for a protein of 142 amino acids. Lineage: Eukaryota; Fungi; Ascomycota; Sordariomycetes; Glomerellales; Glomerellaceae. The transcript is spliced from 4 exons.